GGUUGGAGUGGUCACGUGAUGACUGCCUUCUCAUGACGUGUAGCCUGGAAGGUACUGCCCACUGCUAGUAUUUUCCAGCCUGCUGAAGAGAGAUAGGAAGUGUUUCUAAGGUGAUAACAUCUGACCGGUUGCUAUGGUGAUUUGAAGUCACAGGAAGAUGGCGGCGCCCAACAAGUCCAAGGCGCUGUUUGUGACCCAGGACGGUGUGCCCAUGCGGUUCUAUGUCCGGCCUGGACCCAAUAAGCGGCAGCUGGCCCCUCUCAUCACACAAGGAGGAGGUGUGGUGUGUCGUAUCCAGGAGCCCGGGGCCUUCCUCUUGGCCGACCCCACCGAAGACCAACUGGGCCCCGGCUACAUCUCCACCUCCUUCAUCACCGACUGUGUGAGCAGCAACCGCAGCUUUUCCCCCCGGUCUUACCGUCUACUGCCUCUCAAGACUGGAACGGGCCUAUUGAGAAGCUUAACUUCUAGAUUCUCCACUGUCCCAUGGGGAGAGACCGAGGAUCUCAAAGGAAAAGCUACUGUUGUUCCAACUAGCAAUACGGAGGGCCAAAAGGAAAAUGCCACCACUUCAGUGGCCACCAGAGAUGGGACGACUGGGGAAAGAGAGGACAACAUGGAGCAGAUGGGAAAUCUUAGCCCAGAGUGGGCUCAGGAAGAUGAUCAGGGCCACAAAGAAAGUUCUCCUGUUGACCUGGCCAACAAAGAAGAGGCUGACGCACAGGGCAGUACUGAAACCUGCACCUCUAUGGUGGCCACCACAAAAGAAGCAACUGGGGAGAGAGAGGACAAUGGGGAGAAGGAGGUUACAAGCUCUAGAAGGACCCAUGCAGAUAAGGAGGGCCACAAAGGAAGGUCUGCUGUUCACCUGGCCAACAAAGAAGAGGCUGACGCACAGGGCAGUACUGAAACCUACACCUCUAUGGUGACCACUACAGAAGAAGAAAAUGGGGAAAGAGAGAACAAUGAGGAGAAGAAGGGGUUUACUAGCUCUAGAAGGGCCUAUGGAGGUAAGGAGGGCUACAAAGGAAGGUCUGAUGUUGACCUGACCAACAAAGAAGAGGCCACCACACAGGGCAAUAGUGAAACCUGCACCUCUAUGAUGACCACUACAGAAGAAGCAACUGGGGAGACAGAGGACAAUGGGGAGAAGAAGGGAUUUACUAGCCCUAAAAUGGCACAUGCAGAUAAGGAGGGCAACAAAGGAAGUUCUGCUGUUGACCUGACCAACAAAGAAGAGGCUGACGCACAGGGCAGUAGGGAAACCUGCACCUCUAUGGUGGUCACCACAGAAGAGUCAACCAAGGAGAAAGAGGACAAUGGACAGAAUAAGAGGUCUACUAGCCCUAGAAGGGUCCGUGGAGAUAAGGAGAGCCACAAAGGAAGUUCUGCUGUUGACCUGUCCAACAAAGAAGAGGCUGACACACAGGGAAAUGGGGAAUCCUGCACCUCUACGGUGACCACCACUAAAGAGACAACUGGAGAGAGAGAGGGCAACAUUGAGAAAAUGAUCGGGGCCUCUCGAGAAGAAAGCAGCAAAAGCCCUGCUUCAAAAAGUACAAUUCCAACCAAACCAGCCUCUGAGUGUAGAGAGGACCUCAAAACUGAUGUGUGUACAGCUUCAUCUAGAGACGGCCCCGGCAUGGAAGUGGCCACUGAAGAUAAAAGGGUUGAAAAGAAUACUGAGGGAACUGCUGCUGCUGCUCACAGUACAUCUAGAACUCAAAAUAAGCCCCUUUCUGUAGGAAAGAUGGAUGUAGAACAGACUCUUAAUGUAGAUGAGAACUAUAGUUCACUAAUCAUUCCAGAUCCUAGAACCAGCACGCCAGAUCCUGGGAACCCCAAUACUGUAAAGGACUUAGAGGCUGAUACAACAGAUGUCAAUGCCCUCAUGAAAGAUGAAGAAUCUCAUCUUGUGACACAGUUUAGGAGGCCAAAAAGGAAAGUGGCAAGCAUAACUAGGUUUGGCAAUGGAGAAAACCAGCAUAGUCCAAACAUGAAGCAAAGGCAAGCUGAGAAGACGACAGACGUGCAAGUAAAACCCGGGAAUGAGACACAGAUGUCUGUUGAUGAGAAGCACUAUGGUCCGGUAGAGGAGAGUCACCGCGCUGAAUCACCAGCUGGGCAGAUGGAGCAUCCUAAAGAAGGUUCCCCAAAGAAAUACACUGCCAAGGAACUGGACAGACAAAGUGUAGAGAGCCAGCAGGUUCAAGCAGUUAUUCCACUUCAGGGUCACAAGGCAGCCAAUUCCCUGCGACAAGGGAGAAUGGCCUUCACCAAAGAGGAAGACUUGGCCAUCUUGGUCUAUAUUCGAGAUAAUGCUUCCUCCAGCUGUACAGUCACUGGCAAUGUACUGUGGAAGGAUAUGGAGAAGAAAGAUGUGCUUAGGAGGACCUGGCAGUCCACGAAAGCACGCUAUGUUAAGUACCUUGUUAAUCACAAGUAUAAGUACAAGUUACCUCCCAAAUGCUCUACUUUCUCAAGCAAGAACUCUAGUUCAAAGAGAAUGCAUGAAUCUGAUAGAACAAAUGCUUCAUGGCUUAACUGUGCUUCGACUUCCACUAUUACUCCUAAUAAUUGUGAUGCCACCCAUCCUAGUGCCCCUGUUGAUAUUCCUCAGAUUUGUGAUACCACCCAACCUAGUGCCUCCGCUGAUAUUCCUCAGAAGUGUGAUACCACCCAACCCAGUGCCUCCGCUUAUAUCCCUCAGAAUUGUGAUGCCAUCAAACCCAGUGCCUCCCCUGUUAUCCCUCAGAAUUGUGAUACCACACAACCCAGUGCCUCCUCUGAUAUCCCUCAGACUCGUGAUGCCAUCAAACCCAGUGUCUCAGCUGAUAUCCCUCAGAAUUGUGAUACCACCCAAUGCAGUGCCCCAACUGAUAUCCCUCAGAACUGUGGUACCAUCCAACCCAGUGUCUCAACUGAUAUCCCUCAGAAUUGUGAUUCUACCCAACCUAGUGUCUCCACUGAUAUCCCUCAGAAUUGUGGUCCUACCCAACCCAGUGCCUCAGUUGAUAUCCAUCAGCAUUGUGAUCCUAUCCAACCUAGUGGUUCCCCUUGGAAAAAUGGCACUAUGCUUCCCACUGCAUCUGCUAUUACCCCUCGGAGAUCUGACAUCAUGCCACCCACUGCUUUUGCUGUUGCCCCUCAAAAUUGUGUAACCAUGCUACCCAGUGCUUCUAUUGAUACCCCUCAGAAAAAUGACACUAUGCCACCCACUGCUUCUGCUUAUACCCAUCUGAGCUGCAAUGUUACACGGUAUGAAGCCUUCACUUCUGCUAAUACACUGGAGACUAAUAUUGCCUCAAAGGAACAAUACAUUUCAACACCCAGGAAGAGGUCAUCUGAUCCAACAAAUGAUAAUGAGUCUUCAACGGAAGAGAAAGGUAAUAAGAUGUUGCCUUUGCCUCAUUCCCCCAAGACUGUUCGUCCAGGUAGGGAAGACUCCGGCGAUUCUGAAGAUCUGCAUAUAUUUGAGGCUGCAAACCUGGAAUUUGAGGAGACUGAUGACAACCCAAGUCCUAAACAGCCGGCUCCAGUGGUCAGCCAGACUGAGAACAACAACAGUACAUCACAUGUGGAUGAAACGCCCUCCACGUCACAGCCAUCUGAUAGCGAAGGCCUUCAGGAAGCCAUGAUUGAUAUGAUGAGAGAGUUUAAGCUUGAUGUCUCUCUUGUAACACAAGCCUUCUUUUAUAACAGCGGAGAGCUGGGCAGUACCAGACACUUCCUGCGUACAGGCUCCCGUCCUGAUGGCUAUCCUAUUUGGGAGCCAAAGGAUGACUUGGACUUAAAGAAGAACAACCCAAAGAUGCAAUCACGUCUGAUUAAUAAAUAUGGUGCAGAUAAUGUUGCUAGAAGAGUGGCUUUCCUGGCAAGUUAGCAUCAUUUACACUCAUACUCUUUGGGUAGAAUGGUGUGUCAAGUGCAGUAAUCCACAGUAAGCAAUGAGAUUAGUGAGAUUAAUUUCGAUUGGUUGCUAUGAAUCGCUGUACUUUUCACAUCAAAAUUACAGUCCCUCUUACCAAACCUGCGGGUGCCAUUGCUUGCAGAUUUACAUGUUUCACGCCUUUCAUUAUUGAAUGGACGAUAUUGUUGUUUUUAAUAUGUCACUAUUAUAUAAGUAAAAAAUGCUCCCAGUAAAGAAGACCUUGGGGGAGAUUUACUAUAACUGGAGAGUGCAAAAUCUGGUGCAGCUCUGCAUAGAAACCAAUCAGCUUUCAGGUUUUAUUGUCAAAGCUUAACUGAACAAGCUGAAGUUAGAAGCUGAUUGGCUACCAUGCAGAGCUGCACAUGAUUUUCCACUCCCCUGUUUUAAUAAAUCAUCCCUCAUUGAAUAGGUUUUGCCUAUCUGUGCUGCAGUGAACAGAAACCACUGAUUUAAUAUUUUACACACCCAGACACUUCCUGGAGUGUCAGAUACCUUGUCCUCCCGUCAGAUACCUUGUCCUACCCCCUGUGUCCUGUAGAGAGUAGCAGAGGACCUAGAAAUUGACACUCCACGAAGUGUCAAAUUUUGCAGUUUCUUCCGUCGUUUUCUUUUUUUUUUUAUCACUACAGCAAAGACGGGCAGAAUGGGCAGCACAAGCAUCGAGCAUUCAGUGUCUUCUUCACUUGGAACUGUUUUAAUAAAUAAAUAAAAAUGUAUUUUAGUGACAGAGUUGCUUUAGCUUUGUUAAAUAAUAAUAUUGUUUCGUUUUAUACGUUUUCAAGUAAAGUUUAAAUGUGUUUUA
This is a messenger RNA of Rana temporaria (common frog), 4733 nucleotides long. RefSeq lists its product as uncharacterized. Gene Ontology annotation, biological process: telomere maintenance via telomere lengthening; regulation of DNA-templated transcription. The record is from RefSeq and is a predicted model, not a curated record. Gene Ontology annotation, cellular component: shelterin complex. Bases 158 to 3883 code for a protein of 1241 amino acids. Lineage: Eukaryota; Metazoa; Chordata; Amphibia; Anura; Ranidae. The transcript has 3 exons. Gene Ontology annotation, molecular function: telomeric repeat DNA binding.